CAUUGUUAAUCGAUAGGUUUCCUCCUGGAAGAAAGAGAAGGAAUGAAUAACACAGACUAAAAAACAAAAAAUCAUCCGCCGUCCGAGUGAUUGUUUUCCUGCCUGCCCAGCAACUGAAUCGGAAAUAGCCAGAGCCCGGGCAUCCCAGCAUCCCCGGAGAGUGCGAUGAACCUCACGGAGCAAAAUCCGUACGGCAACGGGCUGCUCUACGCAGCCUUCAAUCAAGACCAGGGAUGCUUUGCCUGUGCGACGGACACCGGGUUCCGGGUCUACAACUGUGAUCCGCUGAAGGAGAAGGAGCGCCAAUACUUUCCAGAGGGUGGUCUCAGCCAUGUGGAGAUGCUGUUCCGCUGCAAUUACCUGGCCCUGGUGGGCGGCGGCAUCCGGCCGCUGUAUCCGCCCAACAAGGUGAUCGUCUGGGACGACCUGAAGAAGUCGCCGGCCAUCUCGCUGGACUUCAAUCAGCCCGUCCGCGCAGUGCGACUGCGUCGCGAUCGCAUAGUGGUGGUGCUGGAGGGCGUGAUCAAGGUGUUCACCUUCACCCAGCAGCCGCAGCAGCUGCACGUGUUCGAGACCAGCUCCAAUCCCAACGGGCUGUGUGUGCUGUGCCCGCACAGCAACAAGAGCCUGCUCGCAUUCCCCGGCCGACGAACUGGCCACGUUCAGAUCGUCGACCUGGCCAACACGGAGCGGGCACCGCUGGAGGUGAUCGCCCACGAGGCGGGCAUCAGCUGCAUUGCCCUCAAUCUGCAGGGCACGCGACUGGCCACCGCCGGCGAGAAGGGCACGCUCAUCCGCAUCUUCGACACGGAGAGCGGCAAGAAGGUGUCGGAGCUGAGGCGAGGCAGCAACCACGCCAACAUCUUUUGCAUCAACUUCAAUCAUCAGUCCACAAUGGUGGUCGUCGCCUCCGACCAUGGCACCAUACACGUCUUCAACCUGGAGGACAACAAGCCCCGUGAAUCCUCGCUGCCCAUAAUACCCAAGUAUUUCUCGAGCCAGUGGAGCUUUGUCAAGUUUUCGAUACCCCAGGGACCACGUUGUGUUUGUGCCUUCGGCGCCGAUCCCAAUUCGGUUGUGGCCAUUUGUGCAGACGGCCACUACUAUAAAUUCCUAUUCAACAACAAGGGCGAAUGCAGUCGCGACAUCUGCACACAAUUCCUUGAGCUGCAGGACGACGAGACCUAGUUGCGAACGCCUUUGAUGCAUCUAUACAAUUAUAUAUCUCCAUGGAAAUGUGUUAUACAAUAUUACUUAUAAGCAUGCUUUAAAAUACGUUAAAAGUCGAGUUCACAUAAAAAGUAGUUAAACAUUGAGACGUGUCAGUGAA
Molecule: messenger RNA, 1330 nt
Organism: Drosophila takahashii
Lineage: Eukaryota; Metazoa; Arthropoda; Insecta; Diptera; Drosophilidae
Product: WD repeat domain phosphoinositide-interacting protein 3
Biological process (GO): protein localization to phagophore assembly site; autophagy of mitochondrion; protein lipidation
Cellular component (GO): cytosol; phagophore assembly site membrane; extrinsic component of membrane
Molecular function (GO): phosphatidylinositol-3-phosphate binding; phosphatidylinositol-3,5-bisphosphate binding; protein binding
Source: RefSeq, a predicted model, not a curated record